UAGCCACAUAGCUUGUUAAGUCCAUCUAACAAUCUACAGAAUAAAAAUAUAUAGAAGAAUCCGAAUGACAAACCUAGCCUUGACAUUAACACAUUGGGCUUUGGUACUUCAGGUUGUCUUUAGUUAUUGAAUUUAAAUGGCUUGACUUUAAAUGAUUUAAAAAAUUAAGUUCAUAAGUUCAAGGAUUUCAAGAUGUCGCUCCUGACAAAAAAAAAUACAAGCCUUUACCUACAUUUCAAAAGGUAAGCACUCAAACUGUCAGUGUCAUUAGAGUAGAUAAUGUCACAACGGUUACCGUACCGACCACUGAAGUAGGAAAACUAGGAAAAGAAACCUAGUCUAUGUUACCGACAUCCAUAGAUCCUACUUCAUUGCCGACAUCUGACAUUAAAUCACAGUUCACAGAAAUUUAUCGAAUGACUAUUUGUAUUUACUAUUGAGUGUAUGCUAUGUACUGUUGUAUACUUUACAAUACAUUAUUACACUUAAAGCUUCAUAUCUAGUAAAAAACGAUUUCUUACUCAUUUGAAUUAAAGAAAUCAUGGGGAACAUGUACAUAUGAAAACUAAACUGUAAUGAUGACAAAUAUAACAAAUAUUGAAGAUCACAUAGUAAUAAAGGCUGAACCGACUGCAUAUUACAUUAGUAAAUUCAUCACAGAAGCCGAAGAACAGCUGAUACUGUCAAACAUAUAUGCAGCACCGAAGCCUAAAUGGACACAGCUAUCAAAUCGUAGAUUACAAAAUUGGGGAGGUGUCCCACACAAUAAGGGAAUGAUAGCAGAAACAAUACCUACUUGGUUAGACCUAUAUCUCGAAAGAAUUCACAAAUUAAAUGUUAUGUGUGGUAGACGACCAAACCAUGUAUUGGUAAAUGAAUAUACACCAGGACAAGGCAUUAUGCCGCAUCUUGAUGGAAAUUUGUUUUACCCGACCAUAACAACAAUAUCAGUGGGCUCGCACAUAGUCUUAAAAUUCUUGAAACCAACUACAGAUAAUGAAAAAGUUGAGAUGCAACCAAUGUUUUCUUUUUUGUUAGAACCAAGGAGCUUGCUUAUCUUGCAAGACAAAUUAUUUAGUCAUUAUCUGCAUAGUAUUGAAGAGUUAAAUGAAGAUGUAAUAGAUGAUUCUAUUGUCAAUUUAAAUAUGUGUUCUGAUAAAUAUGUUAGAGGUGAGACAUACAAAAGGUGUACCCGGAUAUCAUUGACAAUAAGACAUGUUCCUAAAACAACUAGUUUCAAAAUAAAUAUUGGCAGUAUUAAAAGAUGAAAAAUUAA
Messenger RNA from Bombyx mori (domestic silkworm), 1276 nucleotides. RefSeq names its product alpha-ketoglutarate-dependent dioxygenase alkB homolog 6. Lineage: Eukaryota; Metazoa; Arthropoda; Insecta; Lepidoptera; Bombycidae. The record is from RefSeq and is a predicted model, not a curated record. Bases 576 to 1268 code for a protein of 230 amino acids. The transcript has 2 exons. Gene Ontology annotation, cellular component: nucleus.